CUGUGUAUCUGAGUGGACGGACACAGAUUGUAACAGAUCUUUUAUUCGGACUUUUGUUCAUUAUUAAAUCAACCAUGGAACUACAAAUGGACACCAAGUCAGGUUGGGAUUGGACCGGGGUGAGCAAAAGUUCACAUUUAUUGUAAUUGGACCAUGGAAACUAAAAGGAAGCGGGCAGCUGAUGAACCGUGGUAACCCAGCAGAUAACGGAAGAAUGGACGCUUUGAAAAUUGGACCAAACCGGGACUAAAACCACAUGCCCGGGUCUACCCGAGAUAUAUGUCACCCUCCUCCCCGUUCCAGAUGCCUCCGCGGGGCGAUGGGGGCUACAAGCCAGCGCCGGUGUCCCCUGCGCCGCCUGUCCCGCCUAGGAGGGUCCGAAGCCGGGACAGGGGCUCCGGCAGGACGCGGCGGUCCGGGACAGGGGCCGGAGCUGGAGCAGCGGAGAGGCGGGUGAAAUGUGUGCUGGUGGGAGACGGAGCUGUGGGGAAAACCAGCCUGGUGGUCAGCUACACCACCAAUGGGUACCCCACUGAGUACGUUCCCACCGCAUUUGACAACUUCUCAGCGGUGGUAUCGGUGGAUGGCCAGCCAGUGAAACUACAACUUUGUGACACAGCUGGACAGGAUGAGUUUGACAAGCUGCGUCCUCUGUGCUACACCAGUGCAGACGUGUUCCUGCUUUGUUUCAGUGUUGUCAGUCCUGCAUCCUUCCAGAACGUUCCUGAGAAGUGGAUCCCAGAGAUCAGAGGACAUGCCCCGUUUGCUCCGCUCGUCCUUGUUGGGACUCAGUGUGACCUUCGAGAGGAUGUCAAGGUUCUCAUCGACCUGGCUAAGUACCGGGAACGUCCUGUGGACCCAGCAGAGGCUAAAGACUGUGCGCUGGAGAUUGGAGCUGUGGCCUACAUGGAAUGCUCUUCCCUGACCCAGAAAAAUUUGAAAGAAGUGUUUGACACGGCCAUACUGGCCAGUCUGCAGAACUGCAGCUCCCAUAAGCACCCAAGAGGAAAACAGAAAAGACGGAAAAAGAAAAGGCAGACUGCGGACAAGAUGAAGAGUCUGUCAAAGCCAUGGUGGAAGAGGUACUGCUGUGUGGCCUAGGGCAGACCUUUCAGGUUACUUUGUCCUGCUCUGGAUUGGGAUGGAUUCUGGUUCUGCCUGAACUCACGCUCAGUUUGUGUUUUUCUCUUGUGGAGCCUCAUGAACCAUUGGACUGCUGUUUAGAACUAAAGCAAGACUGUUACGGAUUUUAAAUAUUUUUAUUUUUCUAAUGGUGGAGGGCUUCUUGUCUUAUCAUGGAUAAGAUGAACUUCUCAGACAAGCCUGCUUCUAGCAUGCCCUGAAAAUAUUGCAGUGAUGCAGAUGUUAUCCAGGUUUGAAAGACCCCCUCUUUGAAGGAGGCAGAACUUUCCAUAAACUGGCAGGAGACCCUCUAAAUGUCACGUAGACCGUCCAGAUUUAAACAAGAACAGAAGUAUAGAUUUUCUCUCCUCUGCCUGACACACAAAUGGAAUAAUGUUUAGUCUGGUGAUCUGGUGACACCCUGUUCCAACCUCGUAUGGAUUUAUGUGGUCUAUUAUGUAACUCGGAGGGGGCCUGACUCUCUGCAGACUGUGCGUGACCUGUAGGAGUCCAACUUGUUUUAAACGUUGGUCGGAUUUCUAACACUCAAGAUAAGAAAGAACUGGAAGCUGAAACAGAGUGUCUUUCAGACCAAACUUUGUCCUCAUACCAAGAAGAACUUUUGUUGGAUUUUCUGAGCCGUCGGCGAUCACAAAAUAUGAUUUCAGCAAAUUAGUCAACAAAUCCUGCUCAUUUUUGAUUUUAGAACCUUUAUAACUUCAAUGAUUGUUUUUCUAACCAAAUAACGGAUCACGUUCAUAUCCAGGUUGAAUAAGUGACAGUGAGUAAGUUUGAUAAGGCUGAGACUUCAGGGUAAGUGGACAUAAGCAGCAUGAUGUAGCCCAUUGGUUUAUGGAAUAAGACAGCUAAAGAAAGCCAAGAGAGAGUGGGAGAUGACAUGUAUCAAGUGGACACUCGAAGAACUGCAGUUUUUUUUGCACUUCCGCAUUGGCUUCACUUUUCAACACCAGAGGUUUCCACCUAUUAGCAAGAUGCUAUCUGUAACCGAAGUCAACAUGUUAUACAUUUUGAAUCCAAUCCAGAAAAGAAACAGGCUUUAAACAUAUUGUUCAUAUCAGAAAAAAAAACUUAAAAAAAAAAACUGAAUGCUUAAUAAGAUAUUUUAUUCAGGUCGCCAUUAUAGCCAGUUCUUAAUAUGGGUAGUCCUGCCCAAGAGAAUAGCCAACUUUACUCUUGAGUUUACUCAGAAUAGGGCCAUCAUUUACAAUGAACAUCAAGCUGAAUUGAAGAAAAUAAGAAACUAGUGUUGAGACCGUCAACUCAAUAGGAAAAAAUCACGUCAGCGAUAAAUCCAGUGAGACAUCUAUAGAGGAUUCUUCCUUUUGUAACCAGGGAAGUCGCCCUCCGCAGGUUUUUUGAAUGAAUUAGCUUUUUCUUCACUUUUCAAAUUUGGAGGAAAUGUCAAAUUAUUUUUUAUACAGCGUUCUGUACAUUAUUAUUUUUUUUAAUCCUUGUAGACGACACCUCUUACAAAAGUGAUAAAUUAAGAAUACUGAACACAGAUAUCAGUACUACAAAAAGAGUUGGAACAAUUAAACACACAAAGACCAUCUGAGAUUGCAGAUGAUAAAACCUCAAACAUUGUUCUGCCCUAAGCAAUGUAAUUAACUGUAUGUUAAUGCCAGUUUCAUCCUCCUCAUUUAUCAUACUUUACAACACAGGGUUUAUUGCACAGCAUUUCCAUGCAAUGUUAUUGAAGGAGUUACUGGUUUGCAUCAUAUAAAUAUUUAGUGAAAUGAA
Labrus mixtus (cuckoo wrasse) is the source of this 2883-nucleotide messenger RNA. RefSeq names its product ras homolog family member Ua (gene rhoua). The transcript is spliced from 4 exons. Gene Ontology annotation, biological process: small GTPase-mediated signal transduction. The coding region runs from base 280 to 1101 and encodes 273 amino acids. Lineage: Eukaryota; Metazoa; Chordata; Actinopteri; Labriformes; Labridae. The record is from RefSeq and is a predicted model, not a curated record. Gene Ontology annotation, molecular function: GTP binding; GTPase activity.